AUGAGUGACGAGACGGACGUGACGGACUUUCUCAAGCGGAUCCGCGAGCUCGGCGAGAAGAAUGACCGAGAAGACGAGAUUCGAGCUCAAAAGCUGGAAAACGAAAUCCAGGAAGGAAAAGAGCGCCGAAGACGAUUGCGGGCCGAACGAUCUCGAUCCACGUCACCUUCCAAGCAGGAAAGAGAUGUUCAGGAUACCAUUAGCGCUUUGGUGGGAGCAGGUAAAGGACGAGAACUAGCUCCAAAGACAUAUGGAGAUUUGAAGGAUGAUGAGAGCGACAGCAGCAAGAACCUCAAGGAGAAGGAAGCUGUCAAACCCCUGGUCCGAUCCAAACCUGCUGCUCGAAAGGUUUCUGAUUCCAAAGCUCUCAAGGACUCCAUUCGAGCCUCAAUUGCCGGAGAUAAGUCAGGAGACAGAAGUACAAGUACAAAGAUUGGAAUGAAGGACUCCAUUCGAGCUUCCAUUGCCGAGGAGAAGGAGGAGAAGAUAGAGAAGCCGGUGCUGAAACAGAAACCUUCUUUCAAAGAGGAAAAGCCUGUGGAGAAGCCAGUACUCCAGCAGAAGCCUUCUUUCAAGGAGGAGAAGGUGGAGAAAGCAACACUUAAUCCCUCUUAUAAGGACGACAGGACCAAGAACGACAAGCAGUUUGGUAAUUCAUUUGGCGAACGGGAUGACCCCUUUGCACCACUGCCUACGGACAAGGCAUCUCCCUACGUGGCCAAACAGUCGCCAACUAUGAACAGAAUCGGGGCUGGUCAUAUGCCUCGAACAAAGCUCGACGACAAACCCAGAGACAUUGCCAUUCCAGGUAUCAUUCAGUCAUCGUCUACCUCCGGUUUGAGAACACAGUCGAUCCACCGAGAAGGGCAGUCGCCCCAGCAUCAGAGCAGAACUCCCCGGGCUCUUCCUGGUAUGGCUGAAUUGGGUAACUCGCGUCACAAUCUGCAUUUGGACGAUACUACGCCCAAGCGGUCUUCCACGACUGUGAGAACCCCCCUGGGCCAAUCUAGUACUCCCCUGGGUCAGACUCGAACACCUACCCUGGGUCAUUCUCCCGACCUGAGAAGAACCCCCACUCUGGCGCAUUCGCCAUCUUCACCCAACCUGUCGCGAUCGCCUCCUCCUUCUCGAGGCAAUUUCAUUCAUUCAGCCCUGAAACGACACGGUACACUGCGUGACUUUAAGCAGGUUGGACACCAACAGCCCGUGGAGGUGGAGAUCAACCCCGAGUUUGAAGCGCUACUUAAGGAGGCCGAUGAAGAGGAGGAGGAGGAGAGAAGAGCUGCGGAGAAGAAGGAGAAGGAGAACGAUCUACGACCUACUCCUUCGGUCAAGAGCAAGCCUUCGGUCGACAAGAUCAGACAGUUGAUGGCUGCCAGGAACUCGCCCAAGCCCAAGUCUGGUUUCGAUGAGCGAGACGAGGAAAAGGAAAUGUCGCGAUCCGACUCUGUGUCUUCCAUUCAGUCAGAGAAAGAUAUUUCUGUGGAGGAGCUCAAGAAGUUCCGACCCCCUCCUCCUGUUUCGAGGUCGUCAGAGACUAGAACUUCGGAGAGUACUACUCCUGAGCCUGUGUCGCGUUCUGACAAAACAGAGAUUCGAAACCGACCCCCUCCUCCUGUUUCGCGAUCCUCCUCCUCUUCUCUGUCUCGAUCUGACUCGAUUCAGCCCGAGAGGGAUAUAUCUUCGUCUGCUGGUCGUCCCAAACCUGCCACCUCGUCAAAGAGUCUCAAGGACAGUAUUCGAGAGUCGUUGCGAGAAAGCAAGCUCACUAAGAGCCCCAAACCGGCCUCUCCCAGUCCUAGAGCUGAGUCUCCAGCAGCGGACGUGACUUCUCCUGCUUCCCCUUCUCUUGCUGACUCAGACACUGUUCCUGAGCUCUCUCCUCUUCGACAUUCUGACUCUCGACGGUUCUCCCCCGUACGGCAGUCUUCGUGGCUUGAAUCUGCGCUCAAGAAGAACCAUAGUCCCGAGCGUAACUCCUCCAUUCGGCUUUCUCGGUCUCCUUCUCCCGUCAAGUCUCCAUUUGGAAGCCGAGAUAGAGACAUGAGAGGGCGAGAAGAGACUCCCCGGGGACGGGAUUUUGGCCGAACCGAAGAUUCGCAGUCUCCCAAGAUUCUGUCCCCCAAGGUUCUCUCGCCGAGCGUUUCUUCUUCAAAACUGGGCUCCCCUUCUGUCGUUUCUCCCCGUGGAAAUGAAGAUGAGGAGCGUCUGGCUCGUCUCAAGGCUCUCAGAAGCUCGUUGAGUGAUAAGAAGCCCGCUCCCAAGCCUGCCACGGAUGAGUCACUGCCUGACUUGGCACGUGUGGGUUCUUUGAAGCCUCCUAAGCCUGCUCCUACGCUUAAGCCCAGCACUUCUGAGAAGGAGCGACUUGCUGAGCUGAAAAACAGCCUGCGAAAGAGUGAACAGAAGAAUUAUGUGGCUCCUGACGUGGUUAAGAACAAUCUGCUGUCUGCGAAGGGCUCUCUCAAGGAGUCCACUGGUCCCCAGUCACUGGAACUCAAGGAUGAGGUUCUAGAGCGUCUGACUGUGGCGCAAAAGAAGCUACGAGAGACUGAGGGACCCAAGAACGCUGAGCUGAAGGAUGAGGUCCAGGAACGGCUGACAGCUGCCCAAAAGAAGCUGCAGAAGACGGAGGGUCCGAAAAAUGCAGAGCUGAAGGACGAGGUGCUGGAGCGCCUGACGAUGGCCCAUGGAUCACUAAGACGGUCUCCCGAGCGAUCUCCUGAACGGUCUCCCGAGCGUCCUCAGCCUGGAAACGCCUCCAACUUCACUUCUGCGCUUGCUAACGCUCUGACCCGAGGCCCCAAUGCUUCGAGUCCAAACCUGGCGUCUUCAAAUGAUUCUGGACGUGGUGCUGAGCGUUCUUUCUCUCUCAGAAAGGCUGCUACUAUUGACUCUUCUGAAAUUGGGCGCAAGAACAAGGGCGAGAAGCUGACUCAUAUGACGAAGGGACGGGCCAAGGGUCCGAAGAGACGGCUCCCUAAGAGCGUUGAGGGCAGCAGUAACGGUAGCAACUCCGGCUCGACGAGCCGACCCGGUUCGACGAGCAGUUCACGACCCGGUUCGACUACGAGCUCACGACCUGGAUCUGCUUUUGGCUCACGACCUGGAUCUUCUUUCGGAUCCCGUUCUGAGACUGGAUCCAGAACAGAUCUCCUGUCUGAAUUUUCCAAGCCCUCAUCUCGGCCCACUUCCACUACGGCGUCUCCUACGGUGAGAUCAGCGCCUAGUUUCCCUCCCCGACCAGAGAAGCCGUCUGAGCUGAACAUUUCCAAGAGAGGAGACAGUGACAAGGACGAUGACAAGGACGCCAAGGAGAAAAAGAAGCCACCGCCAAUUCGGGCAUCCUCUAGAUCCGUCUCCAACAAGAUUCCCCCUCCUAUUCGAAAACCCUCCUCCAGUGUGGCUCGUUAA
This is a messenger RNA of Yarrowia lipolytica CLIB122, 3414 nucleotides long. RefSeq lists its product as uncharacterized. Lineage: Eukaryota; Fungi; Ascomycota; Dipodascomycetes; Dipodascales. The record is from RefSeq and is a predicted model, not a curated record.